Molecule: messenger RNA, 1302 nt
Organism: Symbiodinium necroappetens
Lineage: Eukaryota; Dinophyceae; Suessiales; Symbiodiniaceae
Source: the annotation of a GenBank genome assembly
AUGUCCCUGGCGCAGGAAGAUAUUGACGUAUGCACCCACAUCAAGAACAGCUUGGGCGCUGAGACGUGUGUCGAUACUCUUGAGUCUGGUUUUAAAGGUUUCCGCUUGAGCGGGACUGUCGAAAAUCCUUUGAAGUAUGCGGGCCUUGGCUUCGAUGACAACAUUGCAGGGGGAGCCACACCUGGAGCCAUGAACGUCUGCAUGCUGGCCGCCUUUGGGAACGGCGGGGUUGUGCCAGACGCCUGCGUUCCCACCUCCGGAACCGAAGCAGCGGAGUGGAACGGACGGCCGGGGUUACACUACUUCGGCAUGCUCGGCUUCCCUUGCGGCUUCAACUUCAGAGCCUUUGAGGAGGGAGAGACCUUGGACUGGACCUUUCCGACAGGGAACACCUGUAUCGGGGACGUGGAUCUAGAUGUGGGCCUCACAUCCCUGGUCUGCAUGUUUGAAAUGGCCUGUGAGCUCGGAACUACGACCACAACGACUGCCACAGGUUUCGCGAUAACGAGCACAUCAACAAGCACCCUCUCCUUGACAAGCAGUUCGACAGCAACUCCAACAACCAGAACAACGUCCAUCUCAACAGCAACAACACCACCGGGCAGCACAGCGAUGUCGACACUGUCAACUUCGACGACGACAUCUUCUGCCGCAUUUUCCACCACGGCCAUUCCCGUCAUGUUGACUACCACGCCCGGCACCUCCUCUACGGUCACGCUCACAGAUGGUGUUCCCGUCCUGCUGACUACGACACCGACCCCUUCCUCCACGGUCACGCUCACAGACAGUUCGACAGUUGCCUUUACAGUCACUGGCACCACUGCUACAGUUACAUCGAGUGUGACCACGACGUCCACCGCCACAAGCAUGGCCGUGGCGCAAACCAGCAACACCUCCACGACGACAUCAGUUGCUAGUCUGGAAACAUCUGUAUCAACAACGAUGACAAGUACGAUCCGCACGACCACGCUCACAAGCACCACCGAGCUGAUGGUAUCACCAACAAGCUCUUCGCAAUCCUCCAGCACCAUGACUGCCACUGGCAGCGAUGACAACGUAACUGCGCCACCUUGCUCAGAGGCGCCGGUGGUUCCCAACAGUGCAGACUUGACCUACUGUCAGGGAUCGCCACACGGAUCAGCCUGCGAUGUGCGAUGCAUAGACGGCUUUGCGCGAGCUGACGGAGCUGAUCUCGCGUUUUGCCAGGACGGACGCUGGCGCGUGCAGGGCGAAUGCCUCAAGGAGGAUGCCGAGGUAGUCCAGAGCGCUGCGGUGCAGGUCGUGCUUGAGGUGGGGUCGACC